UCACGAUCCCCAGAAAUCAUGUCAAUAGGAUCUCAUUCAUUCUCCCCAGGAGGCCCUAAUGGGAUCAUUAGAAGUCAAUCCUUUGCUGGUUUCAGUGGUCUUCAAGAAAGACGAUCCAGAUGUAAUUCCUUUAUUGAGAAUUCCCCUGCACUCAAAAAACCCCAAGCCAAGGUGAAAAAAGCACAUCAUUUGGGGCACAAAAGUAACAGCUCUGCUAAGGAGCCACAGCCUGAAAGAAUGGAGGAAGUUUACAAGGCCUUGAAGAAUGGAUUAGAUGAAUAUUUGGAAAUACAUCAAACAGAACUGGAUAAAUUAAGUACUCACUUGAAAGACAUGAAAAGAAAUUCACGGCUGGGGGUGCUAUAUGAACUUGACAAGCAAAUGAAAGCAAUUGAAAGAUACAUGAGAAAGCUCGAGUUUCAUAUCAGUAAGGUAGAUGAACUCUUUGAAGCCUACUGUAUCCAAAGGCGGCUCCGUGAUGGUGCCAGCAAAAUGAAGCAAGCGUACGGGUUGUCCCCUGCUAGCAAGGCAGCUCGAGAGAGUUUAUCAGAAAUCAACAAAACCUAUAAAGAAUAUACUGAGAACUUGUGUGCCAUUGAAGGAGAGCUGGAAAAUUUAAUGGGGGAGUUCUGCAUCAAGAUGAAAGGUCUGGCUGGCUUUGCUCGACUUUGCCCUGGAGACCAGUAUGAAAUAUUUAUGAGGUAUGGUCGUCAAAGAUGGAAACUAAAAGGCAAAAUAGAAGUCAAUGAUAAGCAAAGUUGGGAUGGAGAAGAAAUGAUCUUCCUCCCCCUUAUUGCUGGGCUAAUCUCCAUUAAGGUCACAGAACUUAAAGGUCUUGCCACUCAUAUUUUGGUUGGAAGUGUUACUUGUGAAACGAAAGACUUAUUUGCCGCUCAGCCUCAGAUUGUCGCUGUGGAUAUCAAUGACCUUGGCACAAUAAAGCUGAAUCUGGAAAUCACUUGGCAUCCAUUUGAUGUGGAGGACAUUACCCCAUCAACAGGCAACACAAACAAAGUGUCAGCUAUUCAAAGAAGGAUGUCCAUUUAUAGUCAAGGCACUCCAGAAACACCAACUUUCAAGGAUCAGUCAUUCUUUAAAUGGCGACAUCCUCCACAAGACAGUCUCCACUCUGCCAUUUUAGAGACUCUGCAAGACGCUUUCUUUGACAAACUACGUUGCAGUCGCUCAUUUAGUGAUCUGCCAUCUCUCAGGCUGAGGUCUAGAACAGGGCUAGAACAAUAUUUAAAUUUACCAGAUGAUGUUUUUGGAAAUGGAACAGCAAAAAAUGAGAAAAGCUCAUUUUCUUUCAGUUUCAAUGACAUUACCAGUGGACAUUGUACUACAUCAUAUAGUUCAACAGACUCAUCCUCUACCAUAGAUAAUUCCAAUCCUGAAAUUAUUGCCACAACCCCAGGCAUAAGUUUAUCCAAACCUGACACUGUGCACAAUAUUCAUUCAAGCUGUGAAGACUCCACAUCUGAAUCCAACAACUUAACAUCACAAGUGCAUAGUGAAAAUAUGACCACAAAUCUAGAUUCUGAGCUUUGCCAAAGUUCUCCUCAUUUGAGAGGCAACAGUGUGAUUUUAGCAAGUAGUGCCUCAGAGUCACUUCUUCCGGAUACAGAUGAAUUAUCAGACGUCAAACCUGUAGAGCUGGAUACCUUUGAAGGCAAUAUCACGAAGCAGCUGGUUAAAAGACUGACAUCUGGAGAGGGGCCAAUGACACCUGAAAAAUAUCAUUGUGAGGGGUCAAUUAGUGGAGAAUCUGAAGGCUAUAAAUCAUGUGUUGAUGGAAGUCUAGAAGAAGCAUUUCACGGGCUUCUAUUAGCUCUUGAACCUCAUAAAGCACAAUUUAAAGAAUUCCAGGAAUUGGACCAAGGAAUUACACAUCUAGAUGAGAUCCUAAAAGUAAGUUCAGCUUCAAAUAAGAAAUCUCAUUGUGAAUAGAAGAAUUGUUAUUAUG
Messenger RNA from Protobothrops mucrosquamatus (brown spotted pit viper), 1963 nucleotides. RefSeq names its product RHO family interacting cell polarization regulator 2 (gene RIPOR2). The transcript is spliced from 13 exons. The coding region runs from base 19 to 1947 and encodes 642 amino acids. The record is from RefSeq and is a predicted model, not a curated record. Lineage: Eukaryota; Metazoa; Chordata; Lepidosauria; Squamata; Viperidae.